Messenger RNA from Argiope bruennichi, 2724 nucleotides. RefSeq names its product AN1-type zinc finger protein 6-like (gene drn). Gene Ontology annotation, molecular function: zinc ion binding; DNA binding. The transcript is spliced from 5 exons. The record is from RefSeq and is a predicted model, not a curated record. Bases 168 to 788 code for a protein of 206 amino acids. Lineage: Eukaryota; Metazoa; Arthropoda; Arachnida; Araneae; Araneidae.
CGUCAGGGUUGCAAGUCAUCACAUUAAGCGAUAAGAAACAACGCAGGCUACAAAGACGUCAGGUGGAUAUGUUCUGAAGGCUUUCAAGUAUCUUUUGUUUCCACUAAACGAUAGGCAUUUGAGGUGUAAUUACUUUUAUUUAGUCAAAAUUCAUACAGUUGUUUCAAAUGGAACGUGAUACAAAUCAAAUGUCUCAAAGUCCAUCUUUAUGUCGAUCUGGCUGUGGGUUUUAUGGUAGUCCCAAGACUGAUGGCUUGUGCUCAAAAUGUUAUAAAGAUGCUCUCAAAAGAAAACAAGCCAAUCCUGCUCCACCUCAGCUCAGUGGACGUACCAGUCCUGCUGCCUCUUCUGCUGUUAGCACUGUCUCUGAAUGUGAUGACAAAGACAUUUUGUCAAAAGAUGAUUUGUCAACAGCCUCUCCAACAGUGCCAGCUGUUGUAGUUACCCCACCUAGUCAAGAUCAGAGUAAGCCCGAGACUUCCAAACAGACCCUUAUUGAAUCAGAGACUUCUCCUGCAAGUCCAGCUUCUUCAGAGAAAGGAGAAGGGGAAUCUUCCCAACAAGAUGAUUCCCUGGAGAAAGAUCAGAAAAAGAAGAAAAACAGAUGCCAUGUAUGCAAAAAGAAAGUUGGUCUCACUGGAUUUCCCUGUCGAUGCAGUGGUCUAUUCUGCAGCGUGCAUAGAUAUUCUAAUGAACACAAUUGUACAUUUGACUACAAACAGCUUGGUGCUCAAGAAAUCCGUAAAAACAAUCCUCUUGUGGUUGGAGAGAAAGUUAAGAAAAUUUAAUUGAACUUCGAACACCUGACGUCUAAAGACAUUUUAAGACACUGAGAGCUUCGAGUAUGAAAACAAUGUUUACAGUGAAGCUUUCAGUGUUUGUGAAAAACAUUUCUUUCGUUCUCUGCCCUUGUAGGUCUGUUUAGUUGUUAAAUUUUUUUCCAGUAUAUAUAUGGCUUUUUUUGUUUCUUUUCUUCUGAGAUUUAUAUUUUAGAGUACAUGACAUAGUUUUAGUCUUACUUUUUUUGCCUUUAAUUUAAUCAGAUUUUUUUCUCCUUCAUUCAUGUAUGAUGUUUUAUUAAAAUGAUAUAUCUGAUUUUUCUUGACCAUUUUUAUUCUCUCAUCACUAGGAUUUGAAAACAUAAUAUUGAAUGAAAGAAUUGUGCUUUGUAUGUUUUAUGAACUUGUGUACUACAUAUUAUCUUUAAAAUAUAUAAGUAAUUCAGCCACAACCCAAGAGUGUUAAUAUUUUACUUCUUGAAUUUAAUGAUCUAGUAUGAUCCCUCUAUUUGUGCCUGUUUUCUCUGCUUGUGGAUGUUUGUUUUUGCUUUGCCUAUUACACGGCUUGAUUUGUAUUUAAUGCUUGGAAUUUAAAGAAUGUCACUUUAUACUAGUUAUGUUUGUAUAGAAUAUUUUAUUAUAUAUAUAUUUUUUUCUUUCCUUUUCUUGGUAUAGAUUUUUGUGCUACGCCAUGAGUAUAUUCUUUGUGCUAGCACUGAGUACACUUGUAGCUUUUAUGAACUUAUUACAAAUAUGGAAUUAAUAAGCAAUGUUACAGUCAGUAUCCUGCCCCUUUAUGGAAAAAGCUUUUUUUUUUUUUUUUUUUUUUUUUUUAAAUUGGCAUACAUAGAUUUAUAAAUGCCACUGAAAAUCAAACUUUGUUUGUGCAAUAUAACACUCUAAUAGUUGGGAUUUUACUGCUGAGCUUAAGAUUGCUUCUGUCCCUUCCCUUAUGAUUAUUUCACUUUAAAAAAAUUAUUAGUAUAUUAAUUAUUUAAAAUUAUGAUCCUCUCAAAAUCGUUAGAAAAUUCUUGAACUGUAUUUGUAAAAUAUCCAGCCUUUGUGAUUUUCUACUAUCUGUGCUGGAAUUUUGCUCUUUGUCGUAACAUGAUUUAUAAAUAGUACAGGAGGGGAUAAAAACUUAGCAAAUUUUCAUGCAAGGCUAUUUGGUUUUGUGGAAUACAUCUAAGCAUGCUUCAACUCUUACUGAUCUUAGAUUGAAUGUACAUUUUUCAUCUGCAAACUGCUGAUCAUUUAUCAUUCUUCAUAUUAUGUAAUUUGGCGGGUAUAUUUAGAAUGUCCUAUUCCUGUUUAUAGAGGUUUCAGACUUUCACCAUCAUUGUUAAAAAGGCUGCUACUACUCAUUCAUUUUCAUUGUUAAUGAACCAACUAGGAUCAAAGGAAGGGUUGCAUUUUUCUUCAAGUACUUCUCCCAACUACCCAUGUUCCAUAUAAAUGUGAGAAAAUAGUCAUUUUUUUUUUUUUUUAAAUGGGAAUUUCCUGAUGUUUUAUGGGGGCAUGGGUAUUGACUGUAACAUAUUUUUUUUUUUACUGCAGUUGUAGCAGUCAGCGCUAACAUCCAUCCUUUGUGAACAUUGCCUUUGUCUGUGAACAUGUGUGCAGAUGAAAAAUGAACAUCUAUAUUUCCUUUUCAAAAUUCGGAAAUGGUAUUGAUGCAGUUAAAUCUUCUGCUGUAGCAGAGAGGUCAUUGCCUAAAAAUUUAGUAGAUAGUGUUAUUAUCGUGCACACAAGUAUAGGUAUAUGUAGCCGAGCACAACAUUUGAAUCGGGGAUCUGCUGUUCAGACUUGUGAUUCUGUGCAACAUCUUUAGCUGUCCAUUUUUAUGAUAAAUUAAUUAUUAUGGAAAGAUUUCUCUGAAUUACUUGUAAAAAAAAUUAAAAAUUUUCAUGUAGAGGUGAAACAAUAAAGUGUCAAAGUGAUCGGU